Molecule: messenger RNA, 225 nt
Organism: Echinococcus granulosus
Lineage: Eukaryota; Metazoa; Platyhelminthes; Cestoda; Cyclophyllidea; Taeniidae
Exons: 3
Coding region: 1-225 (74 amino acids)
Source: RefSeq, a predicted model, not a curated record
AUGCUGAUAUCACCCAAAUCUUGCACUGCAUUAACAAAAGACGCAUUAGACAGCAGCACUUAUCUCCAGGCAGGCAUCUAUGCAAAGUUAUUUAACGUUGUGGUAAAAAAUUAUUUAAAUAAGUUAAUGUUUACGAAAUUAAGUGAAAAGAUUACGACAAAAGCACAACUAAUUGAAAUGGUGUUUUUGGCUGACACUAUUCAUCAACAUUCUCUCUUUUGUUAA